Messenger RNA from Belonocnema kinseyi, 322 nucleotides. Its product is annotated as probable polyamine oxidase 5. The coding region runs from base 53 to 244 and encodes 63 amino acids. Gene Ontology annotation, molecular function: oxidoreductase activity. Lineage: Eukaryota; Metazoa; Arthropoda; Insecta; Hymenoptera; Cynipidae. The record is from RefSeq and is a predicted model, not a curated record. The transcript has 2 exons.
UUUUGAAGGUGAGAAAGCAGAUCCGCUGGCUCAGAUAAGAUCUUCACAGCCCAUGAUUGGUCCGCAAUCCAACUGCAGUAUCUCGUAUACAUCGGCGAAAGAGCCCUUGCGGGUGCCUAUAAUUAUGUUAGCUGGAGAAGGCACACACGAACAUUUUUAUUCUACGACUCACGGGGCCUACGACACUGGAGUGAAACAAGCCAACGUGUUUUUACGUUAUCAUGUUGAAAAGGAAAGUAAUUGAGAAUCUUUCCAUUAUAGUCCGGGAGCCAGCGGCAGUUUUUUGCGACCAAUUACCUUCCGCCUAAUACUUUGGAGAAUG